GAAAACGAACCAAUCGUGAGAGUCGGCGCGAAGUAUAAAGUUUCUACCGUGAUUCUCAUUAGACAUAGGUAUUCUUAGUCUUUCUCUAAGUGUUUGUCGUCGACCAUGGCUCGUACUAAGCAAACUGCGCGUAAAUCUACUGGCGGUAAAGCACCCCGUAAACAGCUUGCCACAAAAGCCGCCAGAAAGAGUGCUCCUGCAACUGGUGGUGUUAAGAAACCCCAUCGUUACAGGCCUGGAACUGUUGCCCUUCGUGAGAUUCGUCGCUACCAGAAGUCCACCGAACUGCUUAUCCGCAAACUGCCUUUCCAGCGUCUCGUGCGUGAAAUCGCCCAAGAUUUCAAGACCGACUUGCGUUUCCAGAGCUCAGCAGUGAUGGCUCUCCAAGAAGCCAGCGAAGCAUACCUUGUUGGUCUCUUUGAGGACACCAACCUGUGUGCAAUCCACGCAAAGCGAGUUACUAUUAUGCCGAAAGACAUCCAGCUCGCCCGCCGAAUUCGAGGGGAACGCGCUUAAGUGGGUUUAUCAUA
Pocillopora verrucosa is the source of this 530-nucleotide messenger RNA. Its product is annotated as histone H3. Gene Ontology annotation, cellular component: nucleosome. Gene Ontology annotation, molecular function: structural constituent of chromatin; DNA binding; protein heterodimerization activity. The record is from RefSeq and is a predicted model, not a curated record. NCBI's taxonomy places the organism in Eukaryota, Metazoa, Cnidaria, Anthozoa, Scleractinia, Pocilloporidae.